Electrophorus electricus (electric eel) is the source of this 2584-nucleotide messenger RNA. Lineage: Eukaryota; Metazoa; Chordata; Actinopteri; Gymnotiformes; Gymnotidae. The record is from RefSeq and is a predicted model, not a curated record.
UAUUUAGGACUUUCUGUAUGUGCCCUGUUAUACAAAGCCUUCCGCGAAGUAAAAUACGAGUGUCCGCUUUGAUUUCAAAACAUACAAACAGAAGGUCUUGGGACUUUCCUGAGCAGGAUGACUUCAAUAGCCAAUGAUGAUUUUUGCUCACUGGCUGAAGAGAAGUUUGAUUUUGACGUUUCACUGUCCCCAGCAAGUGCCAAAGGGGAUGAGGAUGUUGAAGAUGAGGUCUUUGUGGGUCCAGUCAGUGAUAAGGAGAGAUGUAUUUCCCAUGGAGUGGAAACCACCACAAAUGACAUUUUGAGCAAUGAGACUACUGUGGGUGAAGAGCCCAGCUGCAGGCCCCUAUUUGAGGAGAACUUUGAGGAGAUCUGUAGAGAGGCCAAUUCUUUAGCCAGCUAUAUAGAGAGGACCAUUACUGGCCCUGUAUCAGAAAUUAUGACAGCUGCUUCCAUUUUGCCUGAAAAUGCAGAAAAGUUUGAAGUAGAUUCCUCAGCCAAGCUGGGAAUCUUCAGCAAGCCAGCUGAUGCUCUUAGCCCCAUCAAGAGGGAAACCUUCUGUGUUCAGGACAGCCCCAUGAAGCAGCUGCCACCAGCCAUCCAGAAAAAAUUGCAAAAGCUGUGUGGUAUGUCUGGUGGAAAGCCAGGUAUCAGCACCUCCAGCCCUGUGAGGAGUAUACUCACUCAGCCUAAAUUAGCUCCUCAAAGCAAAAGCCUACUACCAAGUAGGGGACUAGUAUCCAGCAAACCCUUAACCAUGGCGAACUCACGACUACCCUACAAUCAACCUGCACCCCCAAGCAAAACUAGACUCCCUCCACCCAGCAAAGCUGGUUUUGGCCUGAAGCGGAGCCCUGGUAAUAGAAGCACAAGCAAUGCAGGCUCUACUGAAGACCUCCUGUCUGAUGCAACUAGUGUUGCCUCUGAUGUGAGUGAUUCUUCCUUCAACACAAGUUUGCCAGGAAAGAGGGCUCUCCCAGUCCCCAAUAAGUCCGAAACAAGAGGUACGCUUGUGCGCAAAACUCCUCUGGUUCACAAUAGGAGGGUGUUAGACCGAAGCCGAAACACCUCCUCUUCCUCCUCUUCUGUGUCUAGUGUCAACUCCAGCCUGUCUGUUUCUCCAACAGGUAAAGGCAAACUCAGUUCCUCCUUGAACACCAGCAUGAGUAGCAUCGGUGGUCGAGUUCCCAGCAGUGGCAAUAGGCUGCCCAACUCCAGCCACAAAUCGGGCAUCAUCUCCAAACCUCUGGAGUCGUCUGUUGGGAGACGAACAUCCCUUUCCAUUCAGGGUCGCAAAAACGCAGAACCUCAGCAUAGACCUGUGAAGGCCACGCCCAUUAAGAGACCAGACCCUGUGUCUUCUAUCCAGCACCAAAUGCCAGCCAAGAAGACCUUGGAGAGAGCUGCCACUAUGCCUGGCAUAUCAAUACUUGCUGCUAAGACUGGAAACACUGUUAAGGUGAACUCCAGCCUGAAGGCCUUUGUGGCACCAACUCCCACAAAUUCACUGAAGGGAGUGCAUAGAUCUGAAGUCACCUCAUCUCCUGAUGUCCCUCGAAUUAUGAAACCAAAAAGACUGAUGUCAGCUUCCAGUAUGGAAAGUAUUCCUCAGAGGCUUGCAGUUCCUGUACCACAGGGACUGCAGACCCCUUCUGCUGCAGCUGAGAAGCCCGUGCAGUCUAAACUGAGGCGACCUUCUGCUCUACCCACCCCUGUGUCCCGCAGGGUGUCGGGCAUACCCAUGCUCACACCCAAAAGUGUGCCUCGCCUUAGCUGUGCCAGCCACACCCCAGAGCGGCAGUCCCCUGCCUCUAGCUUGGGGAUUGGUGAUGCUAGCCCAAGACAGCUGAAGCAGGUUGUGCCCCAAGGAGCAGUUGAGCACACAGAACCAAAAAAGGAGGCCUGUGUUCAGGCUGUGUUUCAGCCCUGCUCCCUGGUCUUUAGUCUGGAGGAGGAUGCUGAUAGACCCACUGCCUGUGGGCCAGCAGCAGUGGAAAUGCCCUCCAAGCUAUUACCAUCAGAUCUGACAUCUCACCAACCCAAACCGGAUCUCCCAAAGUACUUGGUGUCUGAAGGAAGCCUGCACAACAAUCAGCUGAAGAAGUCGGAGAGACAGGAAGUCAAUGAGGUGCUGCUGGUGGAUGUACCUGCUCCUGUUAUGAAGCCAGAGGAGAAGGUUCUCAUUGACCUCUCCAACACCCCGGACCUGAUGAAAACCAUCCCUAAUAAGGCUUUUGGUGGCCAGCUGAUUGAUUUGAGCUCACCCCUUAUAAAGUGGAGUCCAGAAGAAAAUAAGAAAAACACUGUGAAUGAGGCUCCGCUUAUCAACUUGUCCUUUUAAAGGAGAAGCACACUAUGUUGGAGAACCAGGAAAAUAAAACUGUAACUGGAAAAGACUUGGAAUAUAUAAGGAUGUCUAUGUGCAUAUUAAGAUGCUAAUAAUAAUAAUAAUAAUAAUAAUAAUAUAGAUUUUAUUCCUAUAGUUGAUUUUAAGUGAUUGUUGAAUUAAGUAAUUGUUUUGGUAUGGAUAAAACUUAUUGUUUAGAAUAAUUUUCUUUUUGAUUUGUUUUCUGAAAAGGUACAAA